AUGGAGAGGAAAAGCGCCAUCAAACAGCGCGCACCAAGUGACACAGCCGCAGACAACAAACAGGCGCAGCCCGCGACUGCCCUGAGAUGCAAACACUGCAACUGUGGCUUUGCGACCGUUUCAGCAGAAGGGGAUCUAAACCCGACCAUGCCACGUGAGCAGGCUUGCGCAUCAUGUGAGCCCUUUCUUGGCCUGUAUGAUACGUUGAGGACUGGAGAGCAAGAGCACACGGCAUUGCUUGACAGAGGACCUAAGCAUCAUGGCCGCAUCAUGGCGCACGAGCAGUUUCGAAAGGCUAGGGUCGCGCUUGAGAAUUUCCUGGUCAACAUCGAAGCGCCCAACGACGUAUCCUUCGAUAUAACGCAGGCGGGAUUUGCGAAUCACACAGCGCCCGUGUCACUCAAGUGCGCACAAGAGCCGGAAGAAGGCCCAAAGCAUCCGGAUGACCAGAACAAUCUGCAAGGCGCAUCACCGCCAGUCGACUGCGUAUCGUCUACAGCACCCUUACCCACAAUCAAGCGAAAGUUAGCACGUAAAUCUAGCGCUUCAACUCUCGGGCGCAAGCGGAUCAGAUUCUGCGAAGAUGUCGAGGAGCGUCCUGAGUACAGGGAAACUCUGGAGUACUAUCGUGGCGCGAAGGAGUACGUCCCAGGUCGCUACGCAGUGACAGAAGGCUCCGAGUAUGAAGAUACGAGUGGCUCUACUAUAUCAUUCGCCAAGUUCACGGGCCAGAAGAAAGUAGGCAUUAAAUUCGUCGACAUUGUACCGAAAAGGAAGACACAGGAUGGCGAAGAAGGUAUAUCUGUAGUCCAAGGGAAAGGGAAUGACGGCAGCAAGAAGAUGCUAGGUUUGCCCGAGAAACCUGACGCGCCAGAGAAGGAUGAGACUCAGAUGAACAGCCGAGAGUUGAGACUCUCCCGGCGGGCUAGAUCAACUACUCCACCGGCAGAGGUGAGGCCACGAAGGAUAUCCGCCCAGUACGACGGACAAGAAGUCAGAUUUCCAGAAGGUUCGAAUGAUGCACCAUCCUUGGUCGUUGCACUGAAGGGCUCCAGCCUUUUCGAGACUCACGCGCUCCCCAACGGUGAUCAGUCAGCCCCCGUCUUGGAGGAUACACGCGGAACUGAACGAGUCAUUCGCAGUGCUGAUCUCAACAAGACUGCACUCAAAGCAAUUGAGCCUGCAGCCAUCGGUCAAGUGGUUUCGAAUAUAAGACGUGAAUUAAGAUAUCUCCAGCAAACCACAGUCACUCCGAAGUAUCAAGAUAUGGUAUCGGAAGCUGUGCAUGGCUGCUACGAAGCUCUGAAGCCAUUACAGCACCUCGACUGCGUUCGUUCACUUCACUUUGACAUCGUUGAGAGCCUGCAGGAAGAAGAAGAUAGCAUCUAUUUCGAAGCCUUCGACGGUACUGGCGAGCCAACCUUGAUAGCUGUACCCGAGCCUCCACCGAACCCAGACAAAGUUUUUCCCACAUGGAGUGAAGUAAUAGCUCACAAUAAAAGCUCACGCAAGUCUGAUACCAGCCUUGCACCAGACGCCAACCUUCCCAUCGACAUGCCUAAGGGAAACAAACAAAAUUCGCAUGAAAUUUCAGAUCUUGAGAGAUCAGACAAUGAUAACGGCACAAAUACCAGGCUACCGACACUCUCUACCGACGCUGUUGAGAAGAGAGCCAAUCAGACCGAGACGGAGGGUGUGACGAGGGUUGGAUCACAAGAUGAACAUUUAGAUGGCCACUUCACAAGACCUGCUGCUGCUGCCUAA
Molecule: messenger RNA, 1764 nt
Organism: Didymella exigua CBS 183.55
Lineage: Eukaryota; Fungi; Ascomycota; Dothideomycetes; Pleosporales; Didymellaceae
Exons: 1
Coding region: 1-1764 (587 amino acids)
Source: RefSeq, a predicted model, not a curated record